ACUAGACAAAUUUUAUAUACAAAAUUAAUUAUAGUAUUUGUGAUUCCUAAAAAUUUGGAUUUCAGAAGCUGUAAUCAAAUGGAAGCAAUUGAGGACUCACUACAUCGGGCAAAGGUGCAGCAGCUACGUGCUUGGGCUCCCUUUGUCGGGCAAUUGAUGACGAUCUUCAGGCAUAACAUGAGCGAAGAUCAGUGGACAAAAUGGAAAAACCUGGAGAGCGACAUGUCGUCGGCGAUGCUUGCAGGCUAUUCCGAGUCCAGGCUGUCAAGACUGGAGACUCAGCUUAACGAAGCCAAGGCCAAAUAUGAUAGUUUAUAUCAUCAUACCCAGUUGAUCGUAAUGGAUGACGAUCAGCCAACUAGUUCGCGUUGGCAGCCAACUAGAAAACUGCGUGUGCGUGUUGCACGUUGUGCGAAGUUGGAGAAAAUGCUUAGUGACACCCUGGGCAUGCCACCAACUCGGCCGGACGAGGAGGAUUCAGAGUUAUACGUAAAGCUCGAUGUGGACACCACAACAUCGCCACAGCAGGAAGUGUCAAUUGCUAUAUCGUCGUCGCCAAUUCCUGGGGAACUAUUGACUAAUGAAAGCGUUGCGGAAGAAGAUGGAUUAUCAACAGCAAAGGAGUUAAUACAGAACGUAGAGCAUGAGGAAUUACCGGAAAUAUAUCAACAACCGGAGCCUGAAAAGGAAGUAGAGCAACUGCAGCAGGUGGAGAUGCAAAUAGAGCAACAAUCGCAAGUCGCAAUAGAACAGGCAGAUAAGCAAAUGUUAGAAUCGCAAGCAGACGUAAAUCAAAACUUAGUUCAACAACAGACAUCAGGACAGAACAUAGAACAACAGCUGAAGUCAGACGAGGACGUGGUCAUGGUGCAGAAACCGCAUUUGAAGGAACAGAAGGAAAAUGAAUUGGAAACAGAUGCAGAGGAAGAACUGACGUCGAAACAAGGGCGAAAAGGUUUCUGCAGUGGCAACAAAUCACUAUUCCUCAACUUUAACAAGUUUUGUAAUAAGUUGAAAAGUCGCAGAGGUCACUUCUCAAUGUCGGGCAGCACCAAUCGCAUCGGAAGUGCUAGCCGAAAAAACGUCAAAGACAAAGCAACCCAAAUCGAAUCGAAAUCUGUGCUCCAAGAAGCCGGUGUCGGAGAGUUGCUGUGCGUCAAGACACCGUUAACGACUCUGGAUGUGCCCGGUGUUAUAAAUUGCAACUCGGAAUUGGGUCAGCAAAUCAAUCAAAUCAGUCUCGCCGAUGCAUCCAUUCCUUUCAUAACGAGCGAGACGGUGCCAUUGCCUGUCGUUACUAAUGAUGACUACGUGAUUACCCAGGGCAUUACGAAAUACUAUGAGGGUCCCAUUCCGGCGGAGAUCAACUUAUCUAUUGAACCCCGACCGACAAGUUCACCACCAAAGGAAGAUCGCACACAAAACGCUGGCAAUCUCGAGCACAGCGUGGCCACUCGCGAGGAGCUGCAGGAAUCGUAUUUGCCCAUCUCCGUGGCAUUAAGUCAACGCAUACGAGAUGUGCUCAGAGAACAACCUGCUCCGAGCGACACCAAUCAAACGACUAGUCUAACAACUCUAGAGGAAGCAACGAUCAAUGCGGCGGAAGCAAACAACAAUACGUCGAUCUGUACUAUAUUUGACGAACUACUUAAAGACACGGAAUUUACCGCUAAGAACAACGAAAACACAGAGGCUAAACCUAAACCCGUCGAAGAAGUGACAGCGGAUGCUCUGCAACCCAACCAACAGAAGCUCAUCAACCUAGUCAAGGCAUCGAAGUCAGCUCAAAGCGUGGCUCAGUUAAAUGCAGACGAGAUCGAGUUGCCUAUUGCGCCGGCACAGUUGCCGGUAGCUGGAAAACAAAUGGUGGUCUCUCCACAUUGUCACUUUGUGCCUAAGGAGUUGCGCUACAAGUGCGGUGUACCCGACUGUGGCCAACAUUUCGACUCAGAGUUGGGGUUCAGCCAGCAUCUGAGUACUCAGCACAACCAUCGAGAUGUCUUUAAGUGUCCGCAUUGUACUCGUGACUUUGCGAUUCAUUCACUAAUACUGGAGAAGGUGCUGGAACAUUUGGCGCAUCAUAAGCGAUACGUUUAUCAAUGCGGUGCGUGCAGCUCGUUUGCGCCAAAACCUUCCAUAAUCUAUCGCCAUAUUCCCAAAAAGCAUACGUCAAAGUUGGGUGUUGAUGUCGAUGUAAUUAUCCAUAAACGCGAUGAUUUGACAACGCACACCAAGCCAGCGGAAGUACGUUGGUUCAAGUCCGUGAAUGUGCUGCGCACUUCGACCGAUGAAUGGUUCUGCAAUCUCUGCCCCACUGCGCUCGCCACCGAGCAUCAGAUGAUUGGACACACGGAGUUGUCACACCAGCGUAAGCAUCAGUAUUGCUGUCCGUAUUGCGAUUACGGCUUCAAGGAUCCCAUAAAAAUUGUCAACCACAUACGUUGUAGCCAUGCCGGCAAACGCAUCCAACCGCUGCAAUGCUAUCGGCGCGUCAAGAGCAAAAAUCGUUACACACUCGGUUUUAUUUGCAAUACAUGUCAUGAGGCAACCAACACCUUCUGCAAAAUGGUCAAUCACUGUCAGGUUGCGCAUUCGAAUCGCUUUCAGUACAAGUGUCGCCACUGUGACUUUGGACACAAUAAUCAUCACCUUGUCGCCGCUCAUAUGACGCAGGAACAUCCCGGAAUGCCGGGCCUUCCCAUUCAGCAGUUCGUUCGCUUGGACAACGACAUGCUCGACGUUGACUUUUGGAACAAGGCCCACAUAUUUUUGCCAAAAAGCCGCAUGGAGCCACCUAAGCCAGUCGCUCCCACCAACCAUGCCCUGGCCAUUCAAACCUUCAACCCCAUCGAGGUAUCGUCGGAUGAAGAGGAUGACCGAACUUAUAACGCUGAGUGCGCACAGAAGCAGUACGAGUUCGCGUGCUCGCAUUGCACGGAGACGCGCCGCAACAUUGACGAACUGAAAUCGCAACACUGGGCGAUCAAGCAUCCCAAGCAACCCUUCUACUUCUGUGUCCAACCGCAGCUCUGCUGUCCGGUGUGCUUCGACUUCAAAGGCAGUGCCAAAGCACUGCUGGAGGAGCACUUGCUGAACGUGCAUUAUCUCCGCACGUUGGUGGCCUGCGAUGUGCGUCAAAUGCGCGAAUGCGGCUACUGCGACAAGACGUACAAAGGGUGGCCAGAGCUGGUGGGACACAUGACAAGCGAGCCGCAUCUGGCCAACGAUCUGAAGAAUCUAACCGAUAGCGAACUUAACGAACUGAUCAAAUUGGGAAGCACCGAGAACAAGUAUUAUCAGUGUCAUCUGUGUCGAGUGCUGAUGCCAUCGAGUGUGGCAAUUGCGCAACACGGACUCGUUGACCAUUCGAGUGCAGAGAGAUCAUUUUGCUUUCGAUUGGUGAAGAAGAACACGAUCGUCUUUCACUGUUCGUUCUGCAAGUACGCCUCGGUGGAUGAGCUGAGAACGUUGCGUCACAUGCUCGAUCAUUGCAAACGCUUUAGCAAAUGCCACUUGUGUCCCAAGCCCUUAAACAACGGCUUUGAUGAGUACAUAAAGCACUGCUAUUCGAAUCAUCGCGAUCAAGUGAAUUACUUUGAUGUCAUGCAUCCGUAUAAUGAACUCAAGAAUUUCCUCAUGCAGGUGCGUUAUCAAUUCCAAAACGGACUCAUCAUCAGCAAGAACAGCUUGCGAAAGACGCGCUUCGGUCACGAGCGUGUCAUCCAGCAGCUGUACAAAGAGCUGCGCAGCAAGGCGGCGCAAAUACCCUUCAUUCAGCUGCAGUCACGCAAUUUGACCGCUCCGCAGCAGCGGCAAAUCCUGCCAACUUCCUCGACGGUCGCAGCUCCCCCUAAACCGCUGCCCAUGCUCCAGCGCAUCGCUAAGCGACACAACACUUAUGUGGACCCCGGACAAUUGAGUACCACAUCCUUUUUAGCCAAACGUCCUUGUUUGUAAUAUACUUAACCGGAAACCGUCCCCACUCAAUGUUGAUCCAUCACUAUCAACAUGUUGAUAAAACACUAUUUUCUUAAUUUUCAACAGAACACACACACUUGUUAAUACGUAAUAGAUUUACAAUAUCAUAUUGAUAAGUAAAGUGAUAUAUGCUUUAUUAUUAUGUUAGAGUACAUAAAUAACAUAUCUAUGUUUUAUAUAGACAAGACAUACUAAAAGCGACAAAGUUAGGUCGUCAUUAUUAUAAUAAUAACAUAUAUGAAUUAUAGAUUUGCUAGACAGUUAAGAACCUGAUGGAACAAAU
Messenger RNA from Drosophila albomicans, 4261 nucleotides. RefSeq lists its product as uncharacterized. The transcript has 6 exons. The record is from RefSeq and is a predicted model, not a curated record. Gene Ontology annotation, cellular component: nucleus. Gene Ontology annotation, biological process: regulation of gene expression. Bases 79 to 3957 code for a protein of 1292 amino acids. Lineage: Eukaryota; Metazoa; Arthropoda; Insecta; Diptera; Drosophilidae.